Molecule: messenger RNA, 1020 nt
Organism: Leptonychotes weddellii (Weddell seal)
Lineage: Eukaryota; Metazoa; Chordata; Mammalia; Carnivora; Phocidae
Source: RefSeq, a predicted model, not a curated record
UUUAGGAUCAGCUUGACAAUUUCAAACCAACAGAAAAAAGAGAACCUGGGAUUUGAAUAGACAUGACAUGGAAUCCAAAGAUCAAGUGUCGAGCCCCCUGCUGAGUCUGGUACGCUCCCAGCUCCCAGGUCUGGAGGGACCCCAGUGCCUAAGACCUUCUCCCACGGCUCCUCAUGGACAGCCUGUCAUGAAACGAGGAGCCAGCUGAAUGCGCGUAAGCACAUCAGGACACCAGGAUUUGGCCAGAAGGCAGUUCCUCUCCUCCCCUCAGGAAUUCUCGGAGACUGUUCUGCCAUGACCACAGCGCGGUGCCGGCCCACGUGGGACCUGGCCCUCGAUCCGCUGGUGUCGUGCAAGCUCUGUCUCGGGGAGUACCCAGUGGAGCAGAUGACGACCAUCGCCCAGUGCCAGUGCAUCUUCUGUACUCUGUGCCUGAAACAGUAUGUCGAGCUCUUGAUCAAAGAAGGACUAGAAACUGCGAUCAGCUGCCCCGAUGCGGCCUGCCCUAAACAGGGCCAUCUGCAGGAGGACGAGAUUGAGUGCAUGGUCGCUGCUGAAAUUAUGCAAAGAUACAAAAAGCUACAAUUUGAAAGAGAGGUGCUCCUGGACCCCUGUCGGACUUGGUGCCCGGCUUCCGCCUGCCAGGCCGUGUGCCAGCUUCAGGAGAUGGGGCUGCAGACCCCGCAGCUGGUGCAGUGCAAAUCCUGUGACAUGGAAUUCUGCUCCGCCUGCAAAGCCAGCUGGCACCCUGGCCAAGGCUGCCCGGAGACCUUGCCGAUCACCUUCCUUCCCGGAGAGACCAGCUCUGCUUUCAAACUGGAGGAGGACGACGCGCCCAUCAAGCGCUGCCCCAAGUGCAAGGUCUACAUCGAGCGGGACGAAGGGUGCGCCCAGAUGAUGUGUAAGAACUGCAAACACGCCUUCUGCUGGUACUGCCUCGAGUCUCUGGACGUGAGUACAGCCUUGAGCUUGGCUUUGAGGUUCAGACUUGCAGUGGGAAACACCCUAGCCAUUUCCUAA